UCCCAGGGGUUUACAGUCUAGAAACCUCUCCAGGUAAUGCAGACAACCAAAGCGUGUCCAUUUCUGAAUCAGCUGACCGGUGUCCCAAAGAGAUACUGGUCACAAAAAGGUCAAUGUUCACUCUGGAAUGUACCUAGAAGAUCAGCUGUAUUUACCUCCAGCAUCAAAUUAGAUGCUAAUAGAUACACUUAACUUUGUUUGAUCUGCCUAGAAACCCCCUUUUUCUAGGAACAGCACCCUCUUUAUAUUUGGAACUAUCCUGUCACAUCCCCACCUUCUGUUCUCCUCAUCCUUUCCUUUUGCUUCUUCAAAACACACCUCACCUGCUGUAAACAGUGGUUCUAGAGCCAGCAAUGGAGCGCAUCCUUCCCGUCCAAUCGCCUUCACACUCUGAAUCUCUCGGACUUCUCCUGUGCAAAUAGCAGAAGAUAACUUUUUAAAGGGGUCAUGUGAUGAGACCAAGCCCACCCAGAUAACCCCCAUUUUGGUUAGCUCAGAGUAGACCCGAUCAGACUGCAAAACUCUUUUGUCCUGUAAUAUAACAUAAGUAUGGACGGAAUACCCUAUCUUCUUCAAUAUCCCCGUCUUCCUGGGAUUAGACUGGAAAAUCCUGGGGAACAUUUUAGAAUUCUUCCUGCCACUGCCUCUUUUCAACUUCAUUCCAAUUUGGUUCUUGUGGAGCCAUAAAGGAAUUUUGUCAUUUUACUUUAUUGCUAGAACAUAACUUACGUUCCACUGUUAGAAAAAUUCAAAAGCAACACAGGAAUCUAUUUAAACAGGUUAAAAUUGGUAAUCGCACCUUUUAGGGAAACAACUUCUGAGAGUUUCUGCUGUGAUUUGGAGACAGAGUAGCUUUUUUCCCAGGUCAUCCUUUAUUUCUGUUGAGGCUGGUGGGAAUUGAAAUCCCAAAUUUAAAUUCUAUAAUACUGCACAAACCAGGAGAUUGAUUCCCUUUUGCUGUUUGCUGGAGUACCAGUUGAUACCCUCAAUCUAAAAUCAGGGCAGCAUCAAUAUUUGAAAUAUGCUACUUCACUACAGCCAGAAAAUAUUUUAUUGGCAACAUUAUCCUACAUUUUUAAAUGAACACAGUUCUGCAUGGUAGAAACACACAUUAAAUAUUUACUGAAGAACCAGCUCCCUAAAAAUCUAAUUUACUAGCCAGAAAGAUGUACUGCAUUUUUUGAAGAAUAGUUAGAAAACAAAGGAGAUUUAGUGGGCAGGGGAUUACAGUCUUUAAAUAUUUUAAAAAGCACAAAAAGGAGAAUAAAUUAUUUUGUGUGGAUUUAGUAAGUCAAUCUAGGAAUGACGGAUAAAUGUGGCAAGGAGGUCUUGGGGAGACUUUUUCUUAAAAAUAAAAAUAAAAGAGAAACCCUUAAGCAGGAACAGGCUCCUGGGAAAGACAGGAUGUUUCUUUCAGGUUGAAGUAUCCUGACAGAAAAGGCUAAACUCUUAUGUUUAAGAGCGCCAUGCAGCAGGUUUUACCCAACUUUAUCAUGUUUACAGGCCUUACUGUCUCUGUCACGACUAUUAACUCCUCAGUUGUCCGGUGAAAGCAAGCAUGGAUAAUACAGGAAUGGAUGGGCAUGACUGUGUUCCAAUAAAACUUUAUUUACAAAAACAGGCACUGGACCAGAUCUGGUCUGUGAACAGUGGUUUGUCAACCCCUGCUCUGUCUUAUUUCCUGAACUGGCUGGGAGAAAGACCUAAACGUUGACCGAGUCCCUUCCAUAUUUAAAACAUCAGUGGGAUAGGAUACAGGAAGGCGUGGGUAUCAUUUGCCAAAAGAUCCUUCCAGGAUGAGCUAGCCACCCCUAUCCCUUAUUCACUUGUGUCGCCAGGUCAUCAUGCCGGAAAAACUCAGAUGAAAUGUAUCAUGACCCCAAAUAACUGGGAAUGUUAUGGACAUUGUGGAAAAGGAAAACCCUGUGCAUGAAUUGUGUGGCCCUAUCAUGAAAUAGUUAAUAUAUUAAAUAGCUGAAUGGGACAUUCAUAGAAUAUGCUGACAGGACAAAAAGUUGAAACCGUUGGCAGAACACCAAAGUCAAUAUCGGAGCCAAGCAAAUACGCCCGUAGGGCCGCACUGGGGAAGCUCGAAGACCGGCCAUCUUUAGGUGGCAGGAGACACCGUCACCUCCAGAACCACAGAAGCAAUUGUGCUUUCAGGAUGAUUUCGCUCAGGCAAGCCGCUUAUUUCGUUUGCUUGUUUGCUACCGUUUCCUGCGGGUGUUUGACUCAACUAUAUAAAAACACCUUCUUCCGAGGUGGGGAUGUAUCCGCCGUGUACACCCCGAACGCCCAGCACUGUCAGAUGAUGUGCACCUUCCAUCCCAGGUGUUUGCUAUUUAGUUUUCUUCCUGCGAGUUCCACUCAUGACACAAACAAAAGGUUUGGUUGCUUCUUGAAAGACAGUGUUACAGGAGACCUGCCAAGAGUGUCACGGACCAGUGCAAUUUCUGGACAUUCCUUAAAGCAGUGUGGUCAUCAAAUUAGUGCGUGCCACCGAGACAUUUAUAAAGGAAUUGAUAUGAGAGGAGUCAAUUUCAAUGUCUCUAAGGUUAAAAGUGCUGAGGAGUGCCAAAAAAUGUGCACGAACAGCAUUCACUGCCAGUUUUUCACAUACGCCACGCAAACGUUCCACAGUGCAGACUACCGGAACAGCUGCCUAUUAAAGCACAGCCCGAGUGGAACACCUACUAGCAUAAAGGUGCUGGCUAACGUGGAAUCUGGAUUCUCACUGAAGCCCUGUGCAGUCUCAGAAAUCGGCUGCCACAGGGACGUCUUCCAGCAGCUCGCAUUCUCAGAUGUGGAUGUCGCCAGGGUUCUCGCUCCAGAUGCCUUUGUUUGUCGGACCAUCUGUACCUAUCACCCCAGCUGCCUUUUCUUCACAUUCUACACCAACGCCCAGAAGACAGAGUCACAAAGAAAUGUCUGUUUCCUUAAGACUUCCCAAAGUGGGACCCCGAGAUCCCCUUCUCCUCAGGAAAACGCCGUGUCUGGAUACAGCCUUUUAACCUGCAAACAAACUUUGCCUGAGCCCUGCCAUUCCAAAAUUUACUCAGAAGUUGACUUUGAAGGAGAAGAAUUGAAUGUGACCUUUGUUAAAGGAGUGAGUGGCUGCCAAGAGGCUUGUACGAAAACGAUGCGCUGUCAGUUUUUUGCUUAUUCUUUACUCCCAGAAGAUUGUAGAGGAGAGAAGUGUAAGUGUUCCUUACGAUUAUCUCUGGAUGGCUCCCCCACUGGGAUUACGUAUGGGACACGAGCAAGCUCUGGUUAUUCUCUGAGGUUGUGUAAAAGUGGGGACAGCUCUGUCUGUGCAACAAAAACAAACACACGCAUUGUUGGAGGAACCAACUCUGACUGGGGAGAGUGGCCCUGGCAGGUCAGCCUGCAAGUGAAGCUGAGAGCUCAGAACCACCUGUGUGGAGGGUCAAUCAUCGGACACCAGUGGGUCCUGACUGCAGCCCAUUGCUUUGACGGGCUUCCCUUGUCGAAUGUUUGGCGCAUUUAUGGCGGCAUGUUAAAUCUGUCCAAGAUAACCAAAGAAACACCUUUCUCACAAAUAAAAGAGAUUAUCAUUCACCACAAUUAUAAAAUCUCGGAAGGUAGUCAUGAUAUUGCCUUAAUAAAACUUGAGACUCCUUUGAAUUACACUGAUUUCCAAAAACCAGUAUGCCUACCUUCCAAAGAUGAUACAAAUACAAUUUACACCAACUGUUGGGUAACUGGAUGGGGCUUCACAGAGGAAAAAGGUAAAAUCCAAGAUACUCUACAAAAGGCAAAUAUUCCUUUGGUUUCAAAUGAAGAAUGCCAGAAAAGUUAUAAAGAAUAUAAAAUAACCAAACAGAUGAUCUGUGCUGGCUAUAAAGAAGGGGGAAAAGAUGCUUGUAAGGGUGAUUCAGGUGGUCCCUUGGUUUGCAAACAUAAUGGAAUUUGGCAUUUGGUGGGCAUCACCAGUUGGGGUGAAGGCUGCGCCCGCAGGGAACAACCAGGGGUCUACACCAAAGUUGCUGAAUACAUGGACUGGAUUUUAGAGAAAACACAAGACGGUGAUGAUCAGUCUUUGAUGAAGUAGCCAGCCCGACGAAGCUUCACAGAGAUGGGGAAGAAGCCAGUUGGGCGCAUUAGUUUUGCAACCUGGGUUCAAUUCAAGUACUGAGCCUUGGGGUCCUCAUCAGCCAAAACGUGGAGAGUGAUGUCUACCUCCUGUCCUUGUCAUACGGACAAAAAUGGACAAUGCAUAAUGCUUUCAGCAUUCAGUAACAAUGCUAUAGCGGGAGAUACUAACAACUGAGUAUCUCCACGAUUGUUGGUUGUGAAAUAAAAUGGCAAAAGAGUGUGAUCAAAAAGUGGUUUCUUCUCAAACUCACAG
This is a messenger RNA of Camelus dromedarius (Arabian camel), 4369 nucleotides long. RefSeq names its product kallikrein B1 (gene KLKB1). The record is from RefSeq and is a predicted model, not a curated record. The transcript has 15 exons. Gene Ontology annotation, biological process: proteolysis. Gene Ontology annotation, molecular function: serine-type endopeptidase activity; protein binding. Gene Ontology annotation, cellular component: extracellular region. Bases 1997 to 4072 code for a protein of 691 amino acids. Lineage: Eukaryota; Metazoa; Chordata; Mammalia; Artiodactyla; Camelidae.